Molecule: messenger RNA, 1085 nt
Organism: Silurus meridionalis
Lineage: Eukaryota; Metazoa; Chordata; Actinopteri; Siluriformes; Siluridae
Product: RING finger protein 212B-like
Exons: 13
Coding region: 130-852 (240 amino acids)
Biological process (GO): reciprocal meiotic recombination; homologous chromosome pairing at meiosis; protein sumoylation
Cellular component (GO): synaptonemal complex
Molecular function (GO): SUMO transferase activity
Source: RefSeq, a predicted model, not a curated record
GCACUGGCAACCGGCACAAUGGUCUGACAAGAAAAAAAGAUUUCCUUGGUGUCUUUUAUCAAGAUAAUUAGAUACAGAGCUGCUUUAAAGAACACUUUCAAGUUUCUUAAGGUGUAUUUCUGAUAGGAAAUGGAUUGGUUUCACUGCAACAGUUGUUUCCUGAGGCGAGGGAACAACUUCGUAGUGUCCAGCUGUGGCCAUGUACUUUGUGAGAGCUGCAUCAAACCCAAUCACUGCUGCGUUUGUCAAUCCGGCUGCAGCUACCUGCCCAUAUCUGACCAGAUGAAACCCCAGGAGCAGAUGUUCUUCAGAGACCCUAUAAGCCUUAUUCAGGCCCGACUGGAGCAUAUUGCACAGAUUGCGACAUUCCAGAGAAAACAGAAAGAGAAAAUCAUGGCUUUCCACAAACACAAAUUUCUAGAGAUGGAAAGACGACUUAAGGAAGUCAAUAAACAGUGCCACAGGCAGGUGUCUGAGCUCAGGAAGGAGAAUGCCGAACUUAAGAAGCCUCUUUCCCAGAGGAGGGUAUCUCCUGGGACGUUCAAGGCUAACGGCAUUUCAAGAAUGACCUUACCAGUGGCUGUGACUUCUCCAGUCACUCCACACUCCAGGAGUGUAAGUCACUCAGGUUCUGGAGAUACAAUGGAAAGGUUUCAGCACUUCAGAUCCAGCAUGUCUCCACUGGAUUCAGCCAACUCUGUGUCCUCCAGGAGUUUAUUGACCGAGCAUGGAUUUAGAACGCCCACCUCUUCUACCACACCAGCGAGGUCAGACCACGUGACUCCGAACAUGUUCCAGUUCCAGUUGUUGCCUGGGGCAACAUUUCAGUCUCCCCCACCCUGGAAUAUGUAGUGUAUGUUAGGUCAUCGAAGGCGUGUUGUAAACCUGAGACUUGUCAAUGGAUUAUAGAAGUUUCAUUGAAAUUAGAAUGCAAUGGUUUUGAUGUAUCCUUGUUCUCUUAAGUUCCUAAGUUUUGAAAUGGGUAGUUGGUUAGAGACUGUUUGAAAAAGAUGGAACGUCAAUGGAAAUGUACUGUUUCUCAUUUGUACCUCUUUGAAAUCCCCAUUAAAAGGUUUCGAGUUCAA